AAAAAUGAACAUUUUUUGUAGAAACAAACAGAAUAUCUGGAGCACCGCAGUGACCAAUGCCAAUGUCGAGCAGAAUAUAAAAAUUGGAAAUUCAUGUUGAGCAUUUAAUCCGUUGCAUUUCACCUGCACAGAACAACGCACGCUUAGCUAAAAAUUAAAAUCGAACAUGACCAGCAGCGAUACACAAAGUGACUAUUUACAGGGGAUUCCCAUGAUACGGAAACUGACAACAAACGAACUAUUAACAGAUAAAACAGCUACAACAGCUAGAACAGCUAGAACAGCGCCAAAUGCAAUUUUAUCUCAGUUGCUGAUAUCAUUGAGCGUUCUGCUUUUAGCAUAUGGCAGCAUCACAACAACCAGUGUCAAUGCAAUGCUGUUUGCUGAUGCAGCACCCGUCGACAGCGAAACCGCAAUCAGCACGGGCAGCGAGGUAGCACGCGCAUGGCGGUUGAUUAAGCGCAGCGAAUGGGAGGCACGAGAACCCAGCGAUUCCGUAAAUUUCACUGGACCUGCACCAUAUGUCAUCAUACAUCAUUCGUACAAUCCUGGCGUAUGUUUAACGGAGGACGCUUGCAAGGCAUCAAUGCGUUCGGUGCAAAAUUUUCAUAUGGAUGAACACGGCUGGGCCGAUAUUGGUUACAGUUUUGCCGUAGGCGCUGAUGGCAAUGUAUAUGAAGCACGUGGUUACAAUGUGGUUGGCGCACAUGCACCAAAUUAUAACAGUCAAAGCAUUGGUUUAUUAUUAAUUGGCAAUUUUGUUGAGAAACUGCCGCCGGCUCCAAUGCUGCAGGUGGCACAGGACUUUAUUAAAUAUUCAAUUGAAACUGGACAGUUGCGUAAAGAUUAUAUUCUGUACGGACAUAGACAGGUGCGCGAUACUGAAUGUCCUGGCGCUGCACUAUACGCGGAAAUACAAAAAUGGAAACAUUGGCGGGAAGUUGCAUAGAAACAAACAAACUAUUUAAGGAUUAGUUUUAUGUCCGAGCACUCGAUGUAAAUGAGAUUAUAUAAAUGAGAUUACACUUAA
Teleopsis dalmanni is the source of this 1030-nucleotide messenger RNA. RefSeq names its product peptidoglycan-recognition protein LB-like. Gene Ontology annotation, biological process: peptidoglycan catabolic process. Gene Ontology annotation, molecular function: zinc ion binding; N-acetylmuramoyl-L-alanine amidase activity. Lineage: Eukaryota; Metazoa; Arthropoda; Insecta; Diptera; Diopsidae. The record is from RefSeq and is a predicted model, not a curated record. Bases 167 to 949 code for a protein of 260 amino acids. The transcript is spliced from 3 exons.